GUUGCAUCCUUCUUGAAGAAGCACGGCUUCAAGGAUGUCGGGGCCGCUAAAAAGUCUCUGCUGAAAGGGACGACCUAUCCGCUCCACAAAGCGUGCAAGCUUGGGGAUGCGAGGAUGGUGGCAUACCUUUUGCAAGCUGGAGCCUCCAAGGAACAGAAGGAUUCCCAUGGAAGGACUGCAGUGGACAUUGCCAAAGCAAGCAGCAACACAGCCGUGCUCCAGGAGUUGGGCUGUGAGCUGACGGCCGCACGAGGGGGUGCAUAA
Symbiodinium natans is the source of this 264-nucleotide messenger RNA. The record is from the annotation of a GenBank genome assembly. NCBI's taxonomy places the organism in Eukaryota, Dinophyceae, Suessiales, Symbiodiniaceae.